UGUUUGUGCAGGGGGGACGGCCUAGGCUGGACAAGCCUUUAAAAACUGCUGCGUAAACAGACACCACUUGUGUUUUUGGGUUUGUAAACAGGCCAAGCAAGAUAACAGAGCUCUAGGUUCGGGUCAGGACGAUGCAGGGUCUGCUGGCUCUGUGUUUGUCCGCUCUGCCUGCACUGCUCUGGGCGACCCCGCUGUUCGUGGAGGGGGACAAUGAUGGGUCACUGAUCUGUAAACCUGCCCCACACUGGGACAUCAAUGGCCAGGUCCCUAUGAAGGAUCUGCUGGGAAAAGUAGGUGUUGUGGCUCUGCUGAAGGCCAGCUGACAGUUCUGCCUCACGCAGGCCGCCAGGCUGGGUGGACUGCGUGAUAAGCUGGCCCGGAGCAACUUGACUGAUGUGGGCUUCUUGGUGGUAAACGAGCAGGACGCCCACUCUAGAGCCAUGUACUGGGAGCUGAAGAGAAGGACGGCUGAGGGCAUCCCAGUCUUUCAGCAGAGUCCACUGCAGCCGGACGUUUGGGAGGCCCUGCGUGGAGACAAGGACGACUUUUUAGUUUACGAUCGCUGUGGCCAGCUAACCUUUCACAUCGUCCUGCCAUACAGUUACCUUCACCACCCCUACGUGGAGGCCGCCAUAAGAGCCACGUACCACCGAGACAUCUGCAACUGCACAGUGGACUCCAACUCUACUCUUUCAGACGAACAGCAAAACUCCACCACUGGAACCACGGGAACAAGCCCUUCACAAAUCUCAGAAGAACCUCCAGCAGACCCUGCAAGACCUGUAAAUGUUCAUCACCAUCAUAGCCAAACCCAUGGCCACUAUCAUCCCACCCACAGCCAUCCAGUCAUCACCAAAGCUGAAGACAGAAACAUCGGAGUCAGUCACCAUCACACACAUGAUGAAGGACAGGAGAGCCAUGCCAUUCACAAACAUUAGCAUCAUCUUCCUAAAUAUAAAUGUUUAGGGCUUUCACACAGUAGGGAAGUCGUAGUGGCACCUUGUUAAGCCUGAAACACAUUCUCAAAAAAGUUGGUAUGGUAAAACAUUUAUAAGUUUUUAAUGUGCGACGUUUGAACAGACGUUUGAACAGAUGUUGAAAAGAUGCUUUGGAACUAAAGAUACCAGUCAAUGAAUUUUCAGGUGUCCCAUUCCCAUUCUUUCUGCAAACGUGCCUUAAAAGAGAACUCCCUAACAUUUAAAACGAGGCAUUAAUAACUUUAAAAGUACACAAGAAGCUUAUUAAAACCACUGUUUACAACCCAUAGCGUAACCUAAUCUCCUGAACCUGUGACUAGUACUGUAUAUUAAUAAAUAUAAAUUAACCAUGACCAGACAAAACACUUACUCUCAUAACUUUUUCUGAUUUGGGGCUGUAUUUAAGUGGCUUGACUCAUUUGAAGAAGACAGUUGUAUAGAAAGCUUCAGUCAACAUUAACACACCUGUUUAAGUGAAGUCCAGUUCUGUGAACUUUUGUGUUUGGUUGCUCCCAGGUUUUUCUCAUAGCUCUUAAUGAAGUGUGCACUUCAAACCUGUCUCAGGUGUGUGCAUGCGGAUGUGGAGCUGGAUCGAAAUCAUGGGAAGCACCAUCACUUAUGUUCUGUACUUGGUGAACAGGAAUAUCCAUAUUUUAUGCUUUCUGUUUAUCCACACCUGAUCCAGGUAGUGGACGGGUAAACUGCUUCACUGAAACACUGAAUACAGUAUUAAAAUAUGAGUACAUAUUCCUAUUUAAAACAUUCAAUUUAAGUAGUAGGGGGAAUCUAUUUAUGCAACAGUUUUACAAAAUUCAGGUACAAGUAGGAAUGGCAUAAUGCUGACUGGAGCAAUGUGAUGCACAAAGAAAUUGAGCAGUAAUUAGCUGUGUUUUUGUAAAUUAAAAUGUUUUCAUGUUUAAUAAAAAAAUAAUGAAAUGAA
Astyanax mexicanus (Mexican tetra) is the source of this 1917-nucleotide messenger RNA. It is a transcript of the gene selenop2, whose product is annotated as selenoprotein P2. Gene Ontology annotation, biological process: selenium compound metabolic process. The transcript has 5 exons. The record is from RefSeq and is a predicted model, not a curated record. Gene Ontology annotation, molecular function: selenium binding. Gene Ontology annotation, cellular component: extracellular region. Lineage: Eukaryota; Metazoa; Chordata; Actinopteri; Characiformes; Acestrorhamphidae.